AUGAGCCUUACCAAUCCACUCGAGGAAAGUCGCCUUGGCUUGCCCCGUUCCGUAAGCUGGCACACGCUGGCUGGCCUCUCCACGGAGCCAAUUUUCCGCACAGCUGACGCAGCAGAGACGAAGUUGUCGCCAUCAGGUGAUUGUUCUUUUUUGUUGUCCAACCACCCUCACAUUCUGGUCGUUUUAGCUGGUGAAGGCAAAGUAAUUAGUCGCCCCUCCCCCCUCCCCGACCUAGUCGGAUUUGAGGCCUCGGGCGGGCUGGAGUCAGUUCACUCAAACGGAAACGAGACUGCCGUUCACCGAUCUGCAGAGCGAUGUUUGUAA
This is a messenger RNA of Dibothriocephalus latus, 324 nucleotides long. The record is from the annotation of a GenBank genome assembly. Lineage: Eukaryota; Metazoa; Platyhelminthes; Cestoda; Diphyllobothriidea; Diphyllobothriidae.